Messenger RNA from Micropterus dolomieu (smallmouth bass), 4147 nucleotides. It is a transcript of the gene hpse2, whose product is annotated as heparanase 2. The transcript has 13 exons. The coding region runs from base 2 to 1693 and encodes 563 amino acids. Gene Ontology annotation, molecular function: hydrolase activity, acting on glycosyl bonds. NCBI's taxonomy places the organism in Eukaryota, Metazoa, Chordata, Actinopteri, Centrarchiformes, Centrarchidae. Gene Ontology annotation, cellular component: membrane; extracellular matrix. The record is from RefSeq and is a predicted model, not a curated record.
GAUGCCCAAAUCCCCACCGUGCGUAUUGCCAUGGUCCUCCCUGUGGCUGGCAUCUUUGGCUACUUUGGUGGUGCAGUCGGUGCUCUCUUCCUCCUACUCUUCUUCUUCCUCCUCUUACCAGAGACCUGCAGCCAGUGGGAAGCGACCGGGCUUCAUGGAGAGGACGCUGGUUCUCCUGGAUGUCAACACCCGCAGUCCGAUCAAAGUCCUCAACGACAAUUUCCUUUCUUUGCAGCUGGAUCCCUCGAUCAUCAAGGACGGCUGGCUGGACUUUCUGAGCUCCAAACGGCUCGUGACCCUGGCGCGCGGCCUAUCGCCAGCCUUUCUGCGUUUUGGCGGAAAGCGGACCGACUUCCUGCACUUCAACAACCAGAAGAACCUUGCAAAGUUCAGGGGUCCAGGACCAGACUACUAUCUGAAGAACUACGAAGACGAUAUAGUGCGCAGUGACAUUGCAUUGGACAAACAGAAGGGCUGCAAAGUGGCCAGCCAUCCUGACAUAAUGCUGGAACUGCAGAGGGAGAAGGCUGCCACCACACAGCUUGUCCUGUUGAAAGAGCAGCUGUCUAACAUCUACAGCAAUAUUACAAUAACAGCCAGGUCUUUAGACAAACUGUACAACUUUGCCGACUGUGCUGGUCUGCAUCUGAUCCUGGGGCUGAACGCGCUGCAUAGAAACCCAGACAACUCCUGGAACACCUCCUCCACGCUGAGCCUCCUGAAGUACGGCGCUGGCAAGAAGUACAACAUUUCCUGGGAGCUGGGCAAUGAGCCUAAUGCCUACCGCAGCAUGGUGGGUCGCGCGGUCAACAGCACCCAGUUAGCUCAGGACUACACCAAGCUGCGGACCCUGCUCCAGUCUGUACGCUAUUACCACCGAGCUCAGCUCUACGGCCCCAAUGCAGGACGACCCCGAAAGAACGCCAUCCUGCUGCUGGAUGGGUUCAUGAAGAAUGCUGGCUCUGUUGUAGAUGCAGUUACGUGGCAACAUUAUUACAUGGAUGGCAGAGUGAACAAAGUGGAGGACUUCCUAAAAACUCGUCUGUUGGACACACUGACAGAACAGAUCGCUAAAGUCACUGAGGUUGUGAAGACACAUACUCCUGGUAAGAAGGUGUGGCUGGGUGGACUGGGGCCGGCAUGGGCAGGAGGCAUCAGCAAUCUCUCUGACACAUACGCUGCUGGCUUUCUGUGGGUGAACACGCUGGGUAUGGCUGCUUUGCAAGGGAUUGAUGUUGUCUUGCGUCACUCAUUCUUUGACUACGGAUACACACACCUUGUGGACCAGCACUUUAACCCUUUACCUGAUUACUGGUUCUCUCUGGUCUUCAAGCGUCUCGUCGGUCCAAGGGUUUUAGCUGUGCGGGUGGCUGGACUGCAGAGGAAGCCACAACCAGGACGAGUCAUACGAGACAAGCUACGCAUCUACGCCCACUGUACCAGCUACUACAAUCAUAACUAUGUGAGGGGGUCCAUAACAAUCUACAUCAUCAACCUGCAUCGGUCACGAAAGAAAAUCAAGUUGGCAGGGACGUUACGGAACAACACUGUCCAUCAGUACCUACUGCAACCCUACGGCACUGACGGACUCAGAGCCAAAGUAUCCCGUUCCAUUUCUUCAUGCAGAUCAAACAAGACGAAUUCACUGACAUGUCCAGCUGAACGGACAGAAGCUGCUUAUGGUGGACAAUGAGACAUUCCCGGAGUUGAAGCCUAAGACAUUGAGGGCUGGACGGACUAUAGCCAUGCCUCCCAUGACCAUAGGCUUUUAUGUCAUCAAAAACAUUAACGCAUAUGCCUGCCGAAGAUAACAUUGACCCUUCAUCCCUGAGAUACCGGUGUGAUGCACAAAAGGCCGUCAAACCACCAACCCUCCUCCAGUUUCACCCAAAGCUUUAAAAAAAAAAGUGUGGCUCUUCAUUUUUUUCACCUUUCUGGAAAACACAAGGAGGUCAGACAACCACGUUGUUAGGAUUUUUGCUCAUGGACACUUAAGGACACUUGAUUUGAACACAAAACGAUCAUGUAGUUUAACAACAGCCUCUUUGAAACCGUUAUUUCAAUGGAAAUAUUUAAACCUCUCUACCAAAUUAUGCCUUUUCCUUGUUCUCUUCUCCGGUCCAACAAAGACUUGCCCAACACGCAUAAAAAGGGCUGCACUGAACACUUUUAAUUUCCUUUCACCAUCAAUUCCUCAUAUGCUACAAGACUUGUAUGGACAGUGAUUAUUUUAUGCCUUUUUAUGAAGUUUUGUAGUUACAAAAAGUCCAUUCUUUGACUUUUAGUUAAGCUAUAUUUUCUUCUUUUGGGAUGUCAAACCAAGGGUUUGCUAUCUGUGCAUCUGCCAAGAGAGGCUUUUUUUCCGAAUCCUUCACUGUCAGGCAGACAAAAAGGUAUGAGAGACAACUCUCAACAGGUAGCAUUUCUGAAGCAUACACAAGUCAAUCUCAGUUUGACUUGAUCCUUUCCACAAAGAGAAAAUGCUAGGAUGUGUGUGUGUGCGCGUGUGCGUGUGCGUGUGCGUGUGUGUGUGUGUGUGUGUGUAAGCUCAUGCCUGGACUAACCAAGUGCUCUGUGUGUAUGUGUGUGUUUUAUUGAUAAAGCUACUGAUGUGUCUGUCCAGUCUGUUUGAUGUGCCUUUGAUGAAAGAUGCAUUUCUUCCCGUGCCAUAUCAAGUGGAUUAAAGGGAAAAUCUGUUUCUUCUAAAGGCUGUUAUUUUAGGGGUGUGACGAUACAGUUAGCUCACGAGACGAGACAAUACAUGAUAUUGGGUUCACAAGAACGAGAUGAGAUGAGACGUUUGAAUACUAUUUAUAGGAAAUCUUCGAUGACGAACGAUAUGACUGGAAAAAUUGUUUUUUAUUUGACGAAAAGUCACAAAAUGCAGAAGUGCAGAUGCAUUUUGAAAUGUUGCUUACAUAUUGUUGGUGCCUUGUCUGUCACUCUGUGGCUGUUUAUUGUUUCCACCGGGUACCCAAAAUGCUGCCAAACAAACGAUUUAAAAGUGGCGGGGGCAUCUUCUAUGCUAAUGUCACCUUCACACACCGUCAUGCUGAUAUCAUGAGACAGCUUUUCACCUCGACAAGAAAUAUCAUCACGUUUUAAUAUUGCAAGGUUUCGUCACACCCCUACUGUUUUUGUAUGUUUUGUGUAUCAUUACUUUUCUGCUGCAGGUUUUAAUCUGUUUAACUGCAGAGUACGAUAGCCAGGAUGUCUUGUUGGUACUGUUUGGCAAUGCACAUCGAAUGAACAAUGUGAACCCAUCCAUAACAUUUGUCCUCACAUUGCCUGCAGCCACAAAAUCUGGGUUUUGCUUUAGAUUCAAAACUUAUAAAAUACCAGUUCAGUUCAGGUGUAUUUGAACCUAUCUCACUAUCUUCAGUGUGAUCUCACGUUUUAUAAUCUUUUGCUGCUAGGGUUUUUUUGUACUAAAUUUACAUUAUAUAUUUUACAGAAUUUUGUACAAAUUUACUGUCAUGUUAUUAGAUGAUGUAUUGUACAUAAAACAAGAGUGAUGAAAAUAAGUGAUUUAAGCUUGGUAAGUUUACUUACACACCUAAUUUAUAUAAUUAAAUACUUUGCUUUGUUUUUACAUUUCUAUUAUAAAAGACUCAGUUAUUUUAGUGACACUAAUGCCCAACUCUAAAGAAAAAUCUAAAAUAAUUUUAAGAAUGUAUUCAUUGACUAACAGGUUGAAGGAGUGACUGUGUUAAAAUGCAAACGUCAGUGUGACAAUUUGCAAGAAAAGGGCUUUCCUUAAGAUGGUUUAUGGUUCAUAACCCAUGUUUCACAUCUGCAUUUAUUUUUGUUUUAUUUCAUAAUAUUUUAAGGAUCUUAUUUAAAGAGGGGCUCGUUAUUCUCUAGACUAAAACCAACAGAUUGAGUCAAAAAUGUUGUUCAUGUACUCUGAAUUGACAUGAAUAAGAACAAAGAUAGCAUUUCUAGACUCUUAGAUGGUGGAAACAGGAGCAGGUUCAGUGUCUGAAUUUAUUAAAUAUAAAGAUAUAAUUUGUCCUCUGAAUGUGUUCAUAGUUAAUGUAGAGGUGUUUAUAUUUCUUUUGGAGAGCAUUAUUUUAAUAUGUGAAGUGUGCCUAUAUAUUAUUUUUUGUAAAGAAAUGUUUACAUUGAUAAUAAACACUUACAAAUA